This is a messenger RNA of Phoenix dactylifera (date palm), 2148 nucleotides long. RefSeq names its product WD40 repeat-containing protein HOS15-like. Gene Ontology annotation, cellular component: histone deacetylase complex. The record is from RefSeq and is a predicted model, not a curated record. Gene Ontology annotation, biological process: regulation of transcription by RNA polymerase II. NCBI's taxonomy places the organism in Eukaryota, Viridiplantae, Streptophyta, Magnoliopsida, Arecales, Arecaceae. Gene Ontology annotation, molecular function: transcription corepressor activity; protein binding.
CCGUUACGGCCGUUGGCAGCGCCAAACCCUCGGCCGUGCCGUUCCCCCGGCCCUCACCUUUAUUUUGUCGCUUUCUUCUUGUGCCCAAACCCCAAUCAUCAAAACUUUGAGAGGCUGGAACUUUCAAGCCUCGCCCCUUGAGAGCUCUCUUGGGCAGUGGUCUUGCGAGAGCGAGGGGUUCGAUGACGAAAUCCACGAUUACUUCCACCGAGCUCAAUUACCUCGUCUUCCGGUACCUCCAGGAAUCAGGUUUCACACACUCAUCAUUUGCUUUAGGAUACGAGGCAGGGAUCAACAAAUGCGAUAUUGAUGGAAACAUUGUUCCACCAGGUGCUCUUGUGACAAUUGUACAAAAAGGCCUUCAAUAUAUAGAGUUGGAAGCAAACUUAGACUCUAGUGAGUUGGAUGUUGAUGAUGACUUUUCUCUGUUACAACCUUUGGAUCUUAUCACAAAAGAUGUCGAUGAGUUGCAACAAAUUAUAAGAGAGAAGAAGAAGGAAAAACUUCUAAAAGAACGUGAUAAAGAGAAAGAAAAGGAUAAGGAACAUGUUCAAGAACAUGAACGGCAACCUGGAGGUGAGAGGGAUAGAGAAAGACAGGAUAGAGACAAAGAUCAGGAGAGGAAUAAAGAAAAGAUGGAAAGGGAUAAAGAACAAGAGAGAGAAAAGGAAAAGCAACAUGCGGAGCGCAAAGAUAAGGCCAGACUUGAUGAAAAUGGGGGUUGUGGAGGGCCUGAACCAAUGGAUGUCACCCCUAGCUCACAAUCAGUACCUCAUGAGAUUUGUAGUUCUGAUGUAACCACUUUGGAAGGACACAGUUCUGAGGUCUUUGCUUGUGCAUGGAGCCCAGCAGGUUCUCUUCUAGCAUCUGGUUCUGGAGACUCGACAGCAAGAAUUUGGACAAUUCCAAAUGGCCCUUGUGGUUCCAGUAUGCAAGUUUCACCUCCAAAUGUAUAUGUUCUGAAACAUUUCAAGGGUAGAACUAAUGAAAAGAGCAAGGACGUUACAACCCUAGAUUGGAAUGGAGAAGGUACACUACUUGCAACAGGUUCCUAUGAUGGGCAGGCAAGAAUAUGGAGUAGGGAUGGGGAAUUGAGGAAUACUUUAAUUAAACAUAAAGGACCAAUUUUCUCCCUGAAAUGGAAUAAGAAGGGUGAUUUUCUCCUUAGUGGAAGUGUAGAUAAAACUGCUAUUGUGUGGGAUACGAAAACAUGGGAGUGUAAGCAACAAUUUGAAUUUCACUCAGCUCCGACGCUUGAUGUUGAUUGGAGAAACAAUAAUUCUUUUGCAACAUGCUCAACAGACAAUAUGAUUUAUGUUUGUAAGAUUGGUGAGAAUCGUCCAAUUAAGGGUUUCUCUGGGCAUCAGGGUGAAGUUAAUGCCAUCAAAUGGGAUCCAACUGGUUCACUGUUGGCUUCAUGUUCUGAUGAUGGAACUGCUAAGAUUUGGAGUCUGAAGCAGGACAAAUGUCUGCACGACUUCAAGGAGCAUAGCAAGGAAAUAUAUACUAUUAGAUGGAGCCCCACAGGUCAGGGUACAAAUAACCCCAAUCAGCAAUUGGUGCUGGCAAGUGCAUCCUUUGACUCGACGAUAAAGCUAUGGGAUGUGGAGCUAGGACGCCUUCUGUACAGCUUAGAUGGUCACAGGCAACAGGUAUACUCUGUGGCAUUUAGUCCAAAUGGAGAGUAUUUGGCAAGUGGGUCCUUGGAUCAAUGCCUGCAUAUAUGGUCAGUGAGAGAAGGGAGGAUUCUGAAGACAUAUAGGGGAGGUGGUGGCAUUUUCGAAGUCUGUUGGAACAGGGAAGGCGACAAAAUUGCAGCCUGUUUCUCCAAUAACACAGUAUGUGUAAUGGAUUUCAGAAUGUAGGCGGCUGUUGGUAUCCUAGGAACAAUCUACUAAGAGGCUUGACUUAGGGUUUUCGAGGAUGGCAGAUCUAAGAAUAUGCCUUGUAAUUGCAUGUUGUUUCAUUUGUUACCCUUCAUUUUAACCUGAUCAUGUUAAUCAGUGUUGCACUCUGACUGAAGUAUGCAAAAUGCUUGAGAACUCCAUGUUUAAGGAAGAAAGUGUAUAUAAGAUUAUUCUUCAAGCUGGACUCAUGCUCUGGAUAUUUAUCUUUAACAUGAGUAGUACUGAUGAUUGGUUGGCUUUU